Messenger RNA from Thrips palmi, 4187 nucleotides. RefSeq lists its product as uncharacterized. The record is from RefSeq and is a predicted model, not a curated record. The transcript is spliced from 10 exons. Bases 568 to 2802 code for a protein of 744 amino acids. Gene Ontology annotation, molecular function: monocarboxylic acid transmembrane transporter activity. Gene Ontology annotation, biological process: transmembrane transport; monocarboxylic acid transport. Lineage: Eukaryota; Metazoa; Arthropoda; Insecta; Thysanoptera; Thripidae.
GACUUGCCGAGACGGAAGCCGACCCGACCCGUUUGCCGCCGGGACCACGUCCACCGCGUCCACCACGCGUCAGGCCGUCGGCGUCGUCGUGCGAGACAUCGCGUCGCCGGGCCCGCGCCUCCUCCAACACACUGUGCGGGCUGUCACAGCGUCGCCCGCGUCGUAGUCGAGCGCGCAGAGCUGCCGCGAGCGGGCGUCCCGUCGGCGGGUUCGAGUCCACCCCGGGGUGGUUUUGCUAUCGGCGCGCCGUGACUAAUCACAGAGCGGCCUGCGUCGCCCAGCGUCCAGGAGGGUGACUGCCGCCACUGCCGCCACUGCCGCCACUGCCGCCUUGCGCAGCCCGAAGAUGCCGGCCAGUCUCUAGCCGAGUGGCCGUGCGGGAAGUGCGAGCAGAGUGCGACACCACUGCGUCCGUCAGCCAAGCCGUCGAGCCAGUGGACGGGCCGAGCGGCAUUCCACCAACUUCGGCCUUGUGUCCUCGGACCUCGCCCUUCCCGGCCCUGCCUGGCCCUGCCAAGGACCAAGGACUCCAGCGACGGAGGCAUUCCCCAAGGGACGGUCCCCGCCAUGCCGUCGCAGUAUUCCAACCUGGACCCGCAGUCCCACCCCGCCAGCCCCGCGGAGGACUUCGGCUCGGGCUCCAUGAACAAGGAUGACUGGAAGAGCGAGGAGUCCGACCGGGCCAGCCCGGCGGGCAGUGGCUCCACGCAGCCCACUGCGCCGGCCACCCCCACGCCGCAGGUCGGCCACCCGAGGGAGACCCUGGUCUCGGUGACGGACGCGGACGGCAAUGAGGUCCCGGACGAGACGUGCGAGAAGGAAGGCCUGGACGGCGACGGCGCCGAGCCCCUCACCAUGACGACGUACAUGGUGGUGCCCCCGGACGGCGGCUGGGGCUGGGUCGUGGUCGCGGCCUCCUUCAUGUGCAACAUGGUGGUGGACGGCAUCAUCUUCACCUUCGGCUUGCUGCAGGCCAACCUGGUCAAGGAGUGGUCGAGUGUGCCCGGGGCCACGGUGACCGAGUCCGAGGUGGCCCUCGUCGGCUCCCUGCAGACUGGCUUCUACCUCAUGGCAGGUCCGUUCGUGUCUGCGCUCGCCAACCGCUACGGCUUCCGGCUGGUCACCAUCCUGGGCGCCAUCCUGGGCGCCAGCGGCUUCGCCCUGUCGUCGUUCGCCACGAACGUGACGUACCUCUACUUGACGUACGGCGUGCUCGGCGGCAUCGGCUUCGGCAUGAUCUACGUGCCGGCCGUCAUCACCACGGGCUUCUACUUCGAGCGGUGGCGCGCCCUGGCCACGGGCAUCGCCGUCUGCGGCUCCGGCAUCGGGACCAUCGGCAUGGGCCCCGCCUGCGAGUUGAUCAUCGCGAGCCUCGGCUGGCAGGGCAUGCUGCAGGUGCAGGCCGGCUUGGUGCUGUCGUGCGCCCUCUUCGGCGCGCUCUUCCGUCCGCUGGAGCCCAGCAAGGUGGAGGUGCCCUACGACCCCGUCAAGGCCGCCGAGAUGCAGGCGGCCGAGAAGCUCGCCGACGAGAAGGACGGCGAGCAGCGCCUGCCGCUGCUCAUGAGGAUCAAGAUGGCGCGCGACGAGAUGCGGGCCAGGAGCACGGCCUCCCUGCACGAGUCCGGCCACGGCGCCAACAACAACACCAGCUACCCUACCGCGGCGCAGAUCCUGGGCUCCUCCACCCGCGUGCUCAAGGCGUCCUGCCUGUCCCUGGACGUGUCCGUCACGCCCCACAAGCAGCACGUCCACAACCACCACAACCACCUCAACGGCAACCUCAGCAAGAGCGAGAAGCGCCUCAGCGCGCCCAUCAGGGACGUUCCCGGCGUCACUCCGCCGUCGUCGCCGCGCGUGGCCAAGGCCACGCCCCACGCCCACGACCAGCGCAGGGGGUCGGCGGGUCCGCGCCGGGCUCGCGCCGCGUCCGAGUCCGGCGGCAAGCGGACGCCGCGCGCCCCCGGGGCCCGGCCGCUGUACAGGGACGACAUCUUCUUCGGCGCCUCGCUGCAGCGGCUGCCCGAGUACGGCUCCAGGGUGUCCGCGCUGGACUACACCAUGUCCGUCACCCGGCUGCCCACCAAGGCCGACCUGGCCGAGGAGACGUCGCGGACGUGCAGCCUCUGCCCCGAGGCCGUCCGGAGGACCCUGUACACCAUGCUGGACCUGUCGCUGCUGCGGUCGCCCACCUUCAUCAUGCUGGCCUUCUCCGGCUUCUUCACCAUGAUGGGCUUCUACGUGCCGUUCGGCUACCUCAAGGAGCGAGCCGUGGAGAACGGCUGGGAGCCAACCUCGGCCGUGUGGCUGGUGCCCUCCAUCGGCGUGAGCAACACGCUGGCUCGUGUGGCGUGCGGCGUGCUGUCCUCCAUGCCCGGCGUCGACGCGCUGCUCAUCAACAACGUGGCCCUCACCCUGGGCGGCCUCACCACCAUCGUGUCCGGCCUGUACUUCGACGCCUGGUACCAGUUCACCUACACCACCGCCUUCGGCGUCGCAUGCGCCUGCUUCGCGUCGCUCAGGUCCAUCCUCAUCGUGGACCUAAUGGGCCUGGACAAGCUGACCAACGCCUUCGGCCUGCUGCUCCUCUUCCAGGGCGUGGCUGCUUGCAUGGGAACACCCAUCGCCGGCGCCUUCAAGGACGCCACUGGCGGCUACGACUUCACCUUCUACCUGGCCGGCGCCCUCAUCUUCGUCUCCGCCUUGCUGUGCUACCCGCUCAACAGGAUGAACAACUGGGAGAAGCGGCGCGCCGGCCUCCUGGAGGACUCGGAGACGGAGAAGACCGUCGCCAAGGUGGUCUGAGCGACGCGGGCGACGCGGGACUGGCCUUCUGGGCUGCCGCCAUGCUGCCGCCCCCGCGCGACUCGAGGCGACCCGAACUGACUCGGCGGCCGCGACGACCGGAGUGUCUGGUCGGCCUGAACAUGCCUGAACCGCCUGAACACUCGACCCGUUGUCAUGGCAACGGCGGACCGGGCUGGUGUUCGAACGUUCGAACCCGCUGCAGUGCGCCUUGCCGGCCUUGCCGUCUUGAACGCGUGGGUACUGGCUUUGGAGUCCCACUCGAGUCGGUACCGUUGGCCACGCUGCGCCCGGCUGUGCUUGCGUUGCUUGCGCCGGGUUGGAGAGGGUCGAACUGAAGAGAUCUGUAUUAGCAUGCUGUGUUCUGUGUAUGAGUGAGUGUGCUUGUGUCUGUUAUAGUGAGCGUGAGUGUAUACAAGUUGAUUCUUUGAUCUCCUGACACAGAAAAAACAUCGGUGCCCACAAAAGGAGGCUGUAUUUAUGAUAGGAGAGCCACAAAAAAGUCUUUAAUAGCAGAAAAGGAAAAUAAAAUCUAUCACCAGUAUCAGUGUAUGCAUGUGAGUGUGAGAGGAACUAGAUCUUAGCUGUCAAUUAGUCAAGAGUCUGGCUUAAUUACAACUGAUUGUUUUUUACAAAUGUGAUUUGUUAAGGCUUUUAUACUGUCGUCAGUUUGCCAAGUUUGUCUUACCAUGCUGUAACUGCCUGAUCAGCCGACCUUAUCUUGUUAAUAUUUAUGAUGAAUUGUAAUUUAUGCUCAAAAAGUGGACUGGCGAUUGUUUCUUUUUAAAGUAGAGUACAAUAUUAUGGCAAUGCGCUGGUGCGCGCUGCAUCCUUAUGGCUGUGCACGAUAUUAUACGAUAUCAAUACCCGUAGGCAUAUAUGUGUACAUAGCAGAGUGGAGCGCGACUGUAUUUUUAUAUGAAUUAUUUAAUUGGGACCAAUGAUUGUCGUUUGUGAUGCAGUGAUUUACUAUUUGUAAUUUUAAAAGACAGAAUCAGAUUCAUGACUGCUUUGAGUGGCACUUCCCUCCAGAGUUCUUCUCAUUCUCAAAAUAGAAAUGAGUCUUAAAUCAUUGCAGUAAAAUUAAUUAAAUGAUAUUACACCACUUGUUGAUUGAUAAUUCCUCUUUGUGACCUCACAGAAAUAUACCAUAAUUCGCCUCAAGUCAUCCAUAUCUAUAAUUUAUAGAACUUUUAGUGAUGAGUUAUUGUAAUGUAUAUGUUAUUUUUAAGUAUCACAACCACCACUCUUAUACAAUAUAUGGGCCUUCCCUGUGGCCCUGUCCAUAUUUACUUUGUAAACCAGAAUUAAACUAUAUUUUAUCAUAUGAAGUGCCAUAAGGUAAUGUUUCAGGUCAAAAUAAAACAUGAUUUCCGAAAUUGGAA